This is a messenger RNA of Lottia gigantea (owl limpet), 1000 nucleotides long. RefSeq lists its product as hypothetical. Gene Ontology annotation, cellular component: cytoplasm; Z disc; nucleus. Gene Ontology annotation, molecular function: structural constituent of muscle; actinin binding. The record is from RefSeq and is a predicted model, not a curated record. The transcript has 4 exons. NCBI's taxonomy places the organism in Eukaryota, Metazoa, Mollusca, Gastropoda, Lottiidae. Bases 1 to 399 code for a protein of 132 amino acids. Gene Ontology annotation, biological process: muscle tissue development; sarcomere organization.
AUGUCUCUAUCGUUUAGUUCUAUUGAUAAUUGUCCUCGAUGUAACAAACAUGUGUUUUUUGCUGAUGAGUUGCUAGCUAUGGGUAAAAAAUGGCAUCUCCAAUGUUUCACGUGUAGUAAAUGUAAUAAACCAAUCGAUCAGACGAGUUACAGUAACCAUGGUGCCACGUAUAGCUAUGAAUCAGACGAUAUUAUAAAUUGUUCUCGAUGUUCUACACAAUCAACAACAAAUGGUAGGAGUCCAUCUCUAUCUGGUAUAGCACUAACAGUGGGUAAAUCUCUCGACGAGGACGAUUCAGAUUAUAGAUGUAAAGAGUGUGAUAAAGUGAUCAUUUACAAUUCCAUUUUAAACAGCUCUCCGUCCAGUAAAACUGUCAAAUGUAAAGCUUGUUGUACCUGACCUACAUAUCUUGUUUACUUCACGCGCAUAAUGACUUAUAGAAUACACGUGCAUAAUGUCUAAUGCACUAAAAAUAAUGUAACAUGUGAAACUAGAGUUUAUUCCAUGUGAUUCAAAUAAGCAUGUGAACAUUCCAGAAUAUUCAGAUCACAUGAUAAUGGUAUAGAAUGCAUCAGCGUUUUAAUUUCACGUCCGGGUCAUGCACGUGCAUAAUGAAACUUGACCUACAUAUUACAGUGUGUAAUACAAUUGAUAUGUUUUAUGUUGUGUAUUUGAGGAUCCUGUCUAAUAGACAAAUUAUUAUUAUACCUAUAUAUUAUUGUAUUUUAGGCAUAAUUUGACUAAAUGCCUCGUUUUUGACAUUACCAUCAAGGGCAAUAACUCUUCACCAUACAGAUUACUUGAUACAUUUAAUGAACUCUGCACGAGGUAAAUUCGUGGAAGCAUUUAGAAGACUAUUGUUUUUUAUGUUCAUAAAAUAUGUUUAAGUUAAGUUAUUAAGUUAUGUAUUCCCUGAAAAUGUUCCAGGAUGAGAAACUGGGCUAGAUGUAGUUAAUAGUGAAUUAUAUAAGAAGUUACUAAUAAAUAUAUUGUUAUGUUA